AGGCCGACUAUGAGUCCACAUAUUCGUUGAACAAAACUCGUCAUCUCGAUAAUCAUGGCUGCUCCCCAAUUCUGGCUAUACGCCCAAUCCCGACUCAAUGAUCCCACUGUCAAAGACGAGACAUUCAGGAAAUGGUAUCAAGAGUACCAUCUCCCCGACGUCCUUCGAACAGGGUCCGUAUCCAGAGGAGAAUUCUAUCAGGCUAUCCACCCGGACAAGCAAUAUCGCUGGCUUGCAGCUUACCGGUGCGAUGAUUUAGACUUUAUGCAGCCAGAGAGCUUGGCCAAAAUUCCCAAGACACAUACCUCCCUUGGAACAACCAAGUCGUGUAUGGAGAUUGCCGAGUUCGACACCCGAUUGUUCCAGCAAAGUUUCGUGUUGAAGAACGGCGAGGGCAACGAAAACGGGAUAACAGGACCCGAUCGGUAUCUCCUGACCUGCUCCUUCCACUGUGGUAGCGAUGAUUACAAGGAGUUGGAACGACAAUGUGUCGACGGCGACAUCCUCCAUGCGAUUCCUGGGUCACGAUGGCUGAAGAUCUCCCGGCCGUUGGAGGAUGAGGACACAUAUUUGGGUUCAAUGAUUGUGCAGGGGCUGGAUGAGGUUGACGAGGAGGAUUUGGGGCAUUUGGAAGAAGACUGGAGGUCUCAUUUGGCGCAGACCUUGGGAUUGCAGAGGCAAUUUCUGCAACCUCAUUUGUGGGAACUCCUGAAGAGUCAUGACACAGAUGACAGCUGGAGUUCUGAAUAG
Aspergillus sclerotioniger CBS 115572 is the source of this 750-nucleotide messenger RNA. RefSeq lists its product as uncharacterized. The transcript has 2 exons. Bases 55 to 750 code for a protein of 231 amino acids. NCBI's taxonomy places the organism in Eukaryota, Fungi, Ascomycota, Eurotiomycetes, Eurotiales, Aspergillaceae. The record is from RefSeq and is a predicted model, not a curated record.